GUGAUAGAUCCCCGCGAAGGGCGUCUGAUUUUUCGCGACUACGCCCAUCUCGAUCAUGCUCAGUUGCGCUUCGGUCGUGGAAAUAGGCUUGACUCUAAAGUGUCGGCGUAUGCUCGCCAAGACGGUACGUUGGCCUAUUUCUUCCAGCGUAGUGAACUUGUCCGUCUCUUUUCUGAAGCCGGUCUAGUUUUACAUCGGUUGGAGCUUAUACGUCGUUCCACUGUUAACCGUGCCAAGGUGCUUAUCAACGUUGGUCUUUCAAUACUAGAUCUUGCCUAUUUCGACUUUUAUCGUGUGAUUAUUAGGCAAACAAGUUCCUGUCGACCCCAGGAGGUUAGGAUGAAUUUGCUCUGGUAUGUGGUUGAUCUCGCGAUUGUGCUGACCCCCGCCCUCGCUUUCCGCGAUUGA
Molecule: messenger RNA, 408 nt
Organism: Protopolystoma xenopodis
Lineage: Eukaryota; Metazoa; Platyhelminthes; Monogenea; Polystomatidea; Polystomatidae
Source: the annotation of a GenBank genome assembly